UUGUUCAUGCGAUACAAAACAAUUUGCUGAAUACCAUCCUUGUUUCGUCUGUUUCGUUUGUGCCAGUUUGAGUAGCGAGCGUGAAAACGGUUUGAAAUUGUUUGGAAAAGUGGCAAUAUUUAAUUUGCUAGUAAAAUUCGGAGCUUCCGAAUAAAAGCAUAAUUAUGGGGCGUCCGAAACGCACCCUUGGCCAGCCAUCUACAUCGACCGCGAAGGUGCGCGUCAAUAUCGGCGUCUCAGCAGGACCCAGCAAUCUAGGAUCCAGCAGCCUGCUCCAAUCGACCCAGCCGAAACAGAAGAAAGGUGCCUCCUCGUCGGCCGUUUUGACUGAGCCCGAAUUGGACGAAAUGGUGAUAAGCAUGGUGAAGGUUGUUUUGAACCUGUCGGUCAACAAGCAUCCGAUCAAGAAACAGGCCCUGGUAAAGCAUGCGCUCGCAGGAAAUGGCCGGGCCUUUGCGAAGGUUAUCGAACGGGCCACGAACGAACUGGCUCACGUCUAUGGGUACAAACUAGUCGAAACGGAGCGAAACAAAAAAUAUAUUGUGGUGUCCACGAUCACCAGUGGUUCCGUGCUCGACCUGACUGAGAAGUAUCGCCGAACCUACACUCUGCUCUAUCUGAUUCUGGGCUACAUUUUCAUGAAGAGCGGCGAUAUUCCCGAGCAGGGCCUGUGGGACUAUCUGGCGAAGCUGCACAUCACAAACGACCGGAAGCAUGCGUACUUUGGAGAUGUUCGCAAACUGGUGACACAAACGUUCAUCAAGCAAGCAUACCUGGUCCGAACGAAGAAGGUGGUCGAAGGCAUGAAUGAGGAUCGAAUCUUCAUCGGAUGGGGAGUACGAGCCGAGCAUGAAUUGAGCAAGAAGGACAUCCUCGAAUCGAUGUGCAAGCUGUUGGGAAGGCCGUCCAUUUGCUACAUGGCACAACACACGGCCGCUUACGGUCCAAUGAGGAAUGAGGAUGACGAGGAUGAUGUCGUGGAACCCACGCCGAAGUGAGAUUAAAUGAGACUGAUUUAUGAGGUAAGAAGCCAGACUUUUGAACUAAGACUGAAACCUGAUUUUUGUUUUGUUUUUAUGGUGAUGACUAGGUUUCAUCACCACAGUGGACUGAAUUUACUGUUGUACCUGUUUACCUUGUUACUCGUUAUUUUUAUCUAUUAAAAUAUCUGAUUAGCAGUCAGUAGUGACUAUCGAAGAAAAAAACUUGAUUACCUUAA
This is a messenger RNA of Aedes albopictus (Asian tiger mosquito), 1219 nucleotides long. Its product is annotated as non-structural maintenance of chromosomes element 3 homolog. Gene Ontology annotation, cellular component: nucleus. NCBI's taxonomy places the organism in Eukaryota, Metazoa, Arthropoda, Insecta, Diptera, Culicidae. The coding region runs from base 165 to 998 and encodes 277 amino acids. The record is from RefSeq and is a predicted model, not a curated record. The transcript has 2 exons.